Ylistrum balloti is the source of this 1671-nucleotide messenger RNA. RefSeq names its product TRIO and F-actin-binding protein-like. The record is from RefSeq and is a predicted model, not a curated record. NCBI's taxonomy places the organism in Eukaryota, Metazoa, Mollusca, Bivalvia, Pectinida, Pectinidae. Bases 27 to 695 code for a protein of 222 amino acids. The transcript has 4 exons. Gene Ontology annotation, molecular function: cysteine-type endopeptidase activity. Gene Ontology annotation, biological process: proteolysis.
UUGGUGUUCAGGUAUAUAAAUCGAGAAUGAGUUCAACAGAUGAAGAAUUAGAGAGUGGCAUAGGAUCAAUGAGUGUUACAGGACUAUCAGAACAACAUCAAGAAUUAGGGACAGAUCAGCCCUGUGGGACGGUAACCAAUCAAGGUUCUUCCCAAGCCGCAUCAACCAAUCAGGAUGAUCCCCAAGCCAAAUCAACCAAUCAGGAUGAUCCCGAAGCCAAAUCAACCAAUCAGGAUGAUCCCCAAGCCAAAUCAACCAAUCAGGAUGAUCCCCAAGCCAAAUCAACCAAUCAGGAUGAUCCCCAAUCCUCAGCAACACAUCAGCAGGAUGAUACUCAAGCCUCUAACUCACAGGAUGAAGAUCAGUCAUUCUAUGAGGUAGCACCCAUAUGUCCUGCUGAUACUGUUGUAGCAUUUGCAAGUCCACAUGGAUAUAUAAGCAAAUCUAGCUCCAAAACUGGUGGUUGGCUGUUGCAUUCGUUUGACGAAGUAUGUGAGAGAUACAAGAAUAAUACAGAAGGAUUAAACAUCCUCCAUCUUCUAACCCAGGCUAACAGUCCAGUGUGUUCUGGCAUGGCCUCAAAACAAUAUAAUGGUGGUAAGAAAUGUAUAGGAAGCUUUCAGCAUAGACUUGUAAAAGAGCUAAUUUUGGAGACUCGUCCUGUUGCAGAUGAGGAUGAGGCAGUUGAUGAGUAGUUGUUGUCAUUUUGAUCCAUACAAUACAUGUUUAUGAUAAUGUAGUAAUUUUUAGCACAAGUUGAACCUCGGAUAUCAUACUACUUGAAAUUGUUGUCUUUGAAUGACUUUUAGUUAACCCAAACCAUCCUGUUAUCUGACAAAGGAUUCAGCAUGGAGGAAUGAGUUUUAAGAUUAUCAUUUUACCGAUUUCCUGAUGAUUCUAGAUUUUACAUGUAUUAAUUUCACAAAUCAUUUGUACAUAUACAUGUAAGUACAAUGGACAAGUUUGUGUAAACACCAUUUCUUUUGACUGAUAGUAGCAAUAUUCUAACAUUAUAUAUUUUUUAUAUUGUUUUAUGGUGAUGUUACAAUGCACUUUACAUAACGAAUUUAUGCUGUUACAAUGAAAAGAUAUUUGCCAAUCGCACAUGUGGUUAUACCACAAUUUACCUGUAUAUGUAAGCGUAUUAUUAACAAUUAUUAAGAUAACAUGGUACUGGCCAUGAUGUGAUAAAGCAUUAUGUUGAUAAUUAACUGUAAUAUCUACCUAUAAUAAGGUACCUACUUUACAGCAUACUUGAACCAUUACAUCAAUACAUGUGCAUACAUGUAAGAAAGAUACAAAUAUAACAAUGUAUCGUAACUUUUUAUAUAGAAUUUAUUUGUGUAUGAACAUAUAUUAUUUGAACGGUGUAUAUACCUUUUAACAUUCUUGAAAGUACUUUUGUGAUAACCAGAAUUUUAUUGCAUGAAAUAUACAUGUACUUGUACUUCAAAAUUCCCAGGGUUUUCCAUAAGAGCCGGUCGCCGGCCAAUUUGACCGGCUACUUUGAUCAUUUAGCCGCCUACACCAAUCCAGUUCCGUAAUAAUGUUCCGUACACGACUACACGUACAUAGAAGGCCAGCCUCCUACUUUCACUACACAGCCUACUACUAACAAAAUUAUGGAAAACCCUGUAUUCCUUAUGUUGAAAUAAACCAUAGAUGAAUUGA